AACACGAACUUUAGCUGCACAUACACUGGCUAAUAAUAAUCCUGAUAAUCGUAACUUAUGGCAAGAAAAGCUUUUCAAUGAUUUCAUACCACUUUGUGAUUUAGCACCUGCAUUCUAUGCAAAUGGCGAACAAAUUACUCUUUUGAACGAACCGAAGAUUUUCUACAACGAGCUGAAGAAAUCUUUCCUCUUGGCGAAGAAAAGGAUUUUAUUAGCUGCAUUGUACAUUGGAUCAAAUGAACACGAACUUUUUGCUACUAUUCGGGAAGCGCUUGAGACGUCAGCAAAUCUUCAAGUUCAUAUACUGGUUGACUAUCUCCGUUCUACUCGACCCGGUCCGAAUGGUAUACAGGAUACCACGGCACAUUCGUUGUUUCCACUAGUUAGAGAUUUCCCUGACAGAAUAGUAGUAUCGAUGUAUCAUACGCCUGACUUAGCAGGAUUAUUGAAAAAAACACUCCCUUCGCGGUUCAACGAAAGCAUUGGAUUGAUGCACAUUAAAGCAUUUGUAUUUGAUGAUGAUAUUAUCUUGAGUGGAGCAAACUUAUCGCGCAAUUACUUCACCAAUCGCCAAGAUCGAUAUGUAAUAUUCAAGAACUUACCGUGUCUAGCUGAUUAUUUUGCAGAUUUACUCCGAACAAUUGAAUACUUUUCAUACAAACUUCAACCGGCGGAUGAUUCAACAUUCGCGCUAGAGACCCCCAAGGCGAAUGAUCCAAUAAGUCAAAACACUUUGUUUAGAUCAAAUGCUAACCUUGCAAUGACAGAGUUUAUUCAGCGCUGGAUGAAGAAGUCAAAGGAUGGUGAUCUUAAACCCUUGGACGAAAUCCCAGUCGAUACAGUCAUAUUUCCUGCAAUUCAAAUGGGUCCACUGAGAAUCAGACAAGAUGAAAAGGCUUUCUUAAACGUUCUCGAUGUAGUUCAUCGGCAGGGAUGCUUGCGUGCUAGAGAAAGCAGUUUAUGGACAGUUGUAUUCACAUCGGGUUAUUUUAAUAUCUCUCGGAAAUACAGGCAUAAGAUUUUAAACUCUGAUGCAAAGUUUGAAAUAAUUACUGCAUCACCCGAGGCAAGUUACAGAAAUUUUAAGUUGGAUCUUUGUGCAAGUCCCGAAAAGCUGUCGAUCUCAAUAUCUUCUAUUGCAGGCCAAUGGAUUUUUCAACUCGGAUGUGAAUACAAACGCCCUGAAUGGACUUAUCAUGCAAAGGGACUGUGGAUUUAUAUGAGUGAUAAUCGAUAUCCUUGUGUAACUUUUAUCGGAUCGCCAAAUUACGGGGACAGGUCAACAGAAAGGGACCUUGAAGCUGAAGUGAUUCUGUUAACUAGAAACGAGAACUUACGGAAAGCGGAAGUACGCAAUUUGCAAAAAUACUCAAAGCCAGUGACAGAUGCAACGUUCGACUCAGAAAGACGUAGAGUACCAUAUCUUGUACGACUAGCGACUGCGUUCAUUAAAACGAUGCUUUAG
Paraglomus occultum is the source of this 1465-nucleotide messenger RNA. The record is from the annotation of a GenBank genome assembly. Lineage: Eukaryota; Fungi; Glomeromycota; Glomeromycetes; Paraglomerales; Paraglomeraceae.